This is a messenger RNA of Hemicordylus capensis (graceful crag lizard), 993 nucleotides long. RefSeq names its product claudin 10 (gene CLDN10). The transcript is spliced from 5 exons. The coding region runs from base 16 to 714 and encodes 232 amino acids. Gene Ontology annotation, cellular component: plasma membrane; bicellular tight junction. Gene Ontology annotation, molecular function: structural molecule activity. Gene Ontology annotation, biological process: bicellular tight junction assembly; cell adhesion. The record is from RefSeq and is a predicted model, not a curated record. Lineage: Eukaryota; Metazoa; Chordata; Lepidosauria; Squamata; Cordylidae.
GUCUUCCCUCCCGCCAUGGCCAGCACUGCCGCUGAGAUCAUCGCUUUCCUGCUGGUCAUCUCGGGCUGGGUGCUGGUGUCCUCCACCCUGCCCACUGACUACUGGAAGGUGUCCUCCAUCGACGGCACGGUCAUCACCACGGCGACCUUCUGGGCCAACCUCUGGAAGACGUGCGUGACCGACUCCACCGGCGUCUCCAACUGCAAGGACUUCCCUUCGAUGCUGGCGCUGGACGGUUACAUCCAAGCCUGCAGAGGACUGAUGAUUGCUGCUGUCUGUCUGGGAUUUUUUGGCUCCAUAUUUGCGCUGGUUGGGAUGAAGUGUACAAAAGUUGGAGGAUCAGACCAGACUAAAGCUAAAGUUGCUUGUUUAGCUGGGAUUAUUUUCAUACUUUCUGGACUGUGCGCUUUGACUGGGUGUUCCUUGUAUGCAAACCGAAUCACAUCCGAAUUCUUUGACCCUACAUUUAUUGCACAAAAGUAUGAAUUAGGAGCGGCUUUGUUCAUUGGAUGGGCUGGAGCAUCACUUUGCAUAAUUGGCGGCAGUAUAUUCUGCUUCUCAAUUGCUGAAAACAAUAAAACUCCAAGGAUGGGAUAUGUGUAUAACAAAGCAGCUUCCGUGAUGUCUACUCGAACAAAGGCCUACAACAGCUCAGCAGAAUUUAAAACAUCCAAAGCUCCUCCAAAACACUUUGACAAGAAUGCAUAUGUCUAGUCCAAAUGGCUCCAAGAGUCAAUGCAUUUUUAAAAAUCACAUUUGUGCUGUUCGUUCACAGAAUGAUUUUUAGAAAGGUACUGGUGUCAUUAACACCAGGAGUAAGAAUAUUUUAUAAAUGAAUUUUUUCCUACUUGAUGUAAAUUUUUCCUCAUGUAUUGUUUUAAGAUUUAUACUGAUGUUAUGCAUAAAUUAUAUCUGUAAAUCAUUUGCUAUUUUUGCUUUCAGUAAAAAAACAAAAAAACAUUUUCAAAUAAAGUUAGGUCAUAUUGGUUAUGA